Messenger RNA from Sander lucioperca (pikeperch), 2806 nucleotides. RefSeq names its product polo-like kinase 2b (Drosophila) (gene plk2b). The transcript has 14 exons. The coding region runs from base 83 to 2056 and encodes 657 amino acids. NCBI's taxonomy places the organism in Eukaryota, Metazoa, Chordata, Actinopteri, Perciformes, Percidae. Gene Ontology annotation, cellular component: centrosome; spindle pole; nucleus. Gene Ontology annotation, biological process: protein phosphorylation; mitotic cell cycle; regulation of cytokinesis. Gene Ontology annotation, molecular function: ATP binding; protein serine/threonine kinase activity; protein binding. The record is from RefSeq and is a predicted model, not a curated record.
GUGGGGUGGAUGCCAGAGCAUAAAAACUCGGAGACAAGCUUUCCGGACUGCAUUCUGAGUGCGAGACAACUAACCACCGCUAAUGGAAAUACAGAGAAAUAUCGGGCCCCAACAGACAAACAGCAGCAGCAUGUGUGAAUCGACACAGAGGUCGAGCGAACCUCGUCGAAAACGAAUGGAUGAGCGCAGUGCGCCCUCAGAGAUGGCCAGGAUAAUCACUGACCCUGCCACUGGGAAGUGCUACUGCCGUGGAAAAGUUUUGGGAAAGGGAGGGUUUGCGAAAUGCUACGAGAUGACCGACCUCUCCACCAGCAAAGUUUACGCAGCCAAAAUCAUCCCGCAUGCACGCGUCUCCAAACCUCACCAACGAGAGAAGAUUGACAGAGAAAUUGAGCUGCACCGAGCACUGCACCACAAACACAUUGUGCACUUUUAUCAUCAUUUCGAGGACAAGGAGAACAUCUACAUCCUGUUGGAAUACUGCAGUAGAAAAUCGUUAGCCCACAUCCUGAAGGCUCGCAAAGUUUUGACUGAGCCAGAGGUGCGUUAUUAUCUAAGACAGAUUGUAUCUGGGCUGAAGUACCUGCAUGAACAAGAGAUUCUUCACAGAGACCUGAAACUUGGUAACUUCUUUGUGAAUGAGUCGAUGGAGCUGAAGGUUGGGGACUUUGGUCUGGCUGCCAAGUUGGAGCCUGCGGGAAACAGGAGGAAGACGAUCUGUGGAACUCCCAACUACCUGUCCCCUGAGGUGCUCAACAAGCAGGGCCACGGCUGUGAAUCAGACAUCUGGGCCCUAGGCUGUGUAAUGUACACCAUGCUGUUGGGCAGGCCCCCAUUUGAAACCACCAACCUGAAGGAGACAUACAGGUGUAUUAGAGAGGCACGCUAUUCCCUGCCCUCCUCCCUGUCGCCACAGGCUAAGCAGCUAAUCACCAGUUUGCUAGCCAAGAUCCCAGAGGACAGACCUAACCUGGACCACAUUCUGAGGCAUGAUUUCUUCACACAGGGCUUCAGUCCAGAGCGUCUGUCAGCUAGCUGUUGCCAUUCAGCACCAGAUUUCCAUGUCUCUAGUCCAGCCAAGAGCUUUUUCAAGAAAGCUGCUGCUGCGCUCUUUGGUGGGAAGAGAGACAAGGUCAAAUACUACGAGACUCUGAAUAAGUUAACUAAAGAGGAAGAGGAGAUCUACAAACUUAAGCAUGACCUGGAGAGAACUGUCAUCAGCCAACAACAGAGCAAAACGAUUUCUGAGAAUGGAAGUCCACUUCCGCCAUCUGCUGAGAGCCCCGGUGGCCCUGCAACGGAGAGUCAGUCCCCGACAACGCGAGAUACCAUCCGCCUGAUCGUCAGGGGGAGUCUGGGGAGCUGCAGCAGCAGCAGUGAAUGCCUGGAAGACAGCACGACGGGGAGCGUGGCUGAGACUGUUGCAAGCGUGUUGAGGGGAUGUCUGGAGAACAUGCCUAAAGCCGACGACAUUCCUCAGGGCUCAAACAGCUGCAGUCUUCAAUGGGUGACUAAAUGGGUGGACUACUCCAACAAGUACGGCUUUGGCUACCAGUUGUCUGAUCACACUGUGGGAGUUCUCUUCAACAACGGCACUCACAUGAGCCUCCUGCCAGACCGAAAGAACAUCCAUUACUAUGCAGAGUUGGGCCAGCGCUCUGUCUUCCCCACUUGCGAGGUUCCUGAACACUUUGUGAGCCAGGUGACUGUCCUCAAGUACUUUUCCCACUACAUGGAGGAGAACCUGAUGGAUGGUGGGGACCUGGGUAGUAUGACGGAUUCACACAUGCCCAGACUCUACCUGCUGCAGUGGCUCAAGUCCGACCGCGCCCUCAUGAUGCUCUUUAACGAUGGCACUUUCCAGAUCAACUUUUAUCACGACCACACCAAGAUUAUCCUGUGUUGCCAGAGGGAUGAGUACAUGCUGACCUACAUCAAUGAGGACCGCGUCUCCAAAACCUUCAAACUCAGCUCCCUGUUGACGUCUGGAUGUCCCACUGACCUGCGUGAACGUAUGGUGUACUCCCUCAACAUGCUUCUGCAGAGAUGCAGCUAAUCCAAUAUGUGUUUUGGAUGGUGUUACACAGCCAAAUCUACACAUUGUGCUGCUGCAGUGCUGCAGUGGAACCAGGAUUCGAAAGGAAUCUGUGUGAUAAGGACAAGUUUGAGGAUGGAUCUGUGAAAAGUUAAUGAACAUUCCUUCACUGUUGCACCUUCAUGACUCAGCAGAGGUGCAGGUGAAAAAAUAACACGGACAGACUCUGUGGAUGGGGGAAUGAAAUGUAGCACAAUGAAAGUUACGAUGGUAAAGGGCUGAUUUGUAUGUUGAUUGUUGGAGGAAAGGAAAGACUGAGCAUGUUGGAAUGAGUAUGUUGGUACGAAUGUGAACCUCAGUGGUUUGGGGGGGGCGUGAAAGAGGGAUGUUUGGGAAGUAAAGACAUACGCUGGGCUGGCACCAGUUUAAAUGUGUAUAGUACAGUUGAUGCUGUUUUAUAGAAUCCAUACACUGAUGCUCUGAAUGUAACCAGAGCUAGACUGUGGAAAAUUGUAAAUUAUGUACAGUGUUUGUCACAGCCAACUUAGCAGUGGAGACAAAUGAUUGGAUGCUACAAAGUUUGGCUGUUUAUAUGUGUGUGUGUGUGUGUGUGUGUGUGAGAGAGUGUGAGCAUGAGUGGGAGGGGUGUAACAUCACACUCACUUCUAAAACUGUGAUUUGUUCUCUUUGAUGACGGAUGGACUCAGCACAUUGAGCUGGGAACCAGAGGGGUGAUGUGAGGUGGAAGAGUGACGGGGAGAGAAUUACAUA